AUGGAUGCCGAUGUCUAUGCGAUCGAAAUCAAUGAUGAUGACGACGAUGCUGGCAUAAUUAGCAUCUCCGAUAACCGCCAAAGUGAGGACGAUGAUACCCUCACUUGUGAAGACAACGUUCUUUCAGCAGUGCACACGAAGCGUACUGCUGAUGACAAGGAUGAAUCAGCAGAGGCAUUUCUUCUGACUCGCGAAGCGGUGUUCCGCUUCGUUCAAGACUCUAUUGCAGAUGCGCUGGACCGACGAAAGAGAAACGCAGACAAACUAGGAAGAACAAGUGAUCUUUAA
Molecule: messenger RNA, 288 nt
Organism: Peronospora matthiolae
Lineage: Eukaryota; Oomycota; Peronosporomycetes; Peronosporales; Peronosporaceae
Source: the annotation of a GenBank genome assembly